Messenger RNA from Parascedosporium putredinis, 7323 nucleotides. The record is from the annotation of a GenBank genome assembly. Lineage: Eukaryota; Fungi; Ascomycota; Sordariomycetes; Microascales; Microascaceae.
AUGGAGAAGCGAAACGCUUCUCAAGACUUUCCCGCUAGCCGCCUCAACAUUGACCAGAUCUACCAUCCGGAUCCUAAUAGGAAAGGACAGGACAUCUCCAAAUUUGAUGCUCCGUUCUUCUCUAUCACGCCGGAUGAGGCGUCGUCUAUGGACCCUCAACAACGCGGUCUGCUAGAACAUACGUAUCUAGCGUUAGAAAAUGCUGGUCUCCCCAUCGAAAGAGUAACGGGGACCAAGACCUCGGUUUACGUUGGUUGCUUCACAAAGGACUGGCAGCAUAUCCAGCUCAAGGACGCCGAGCAAGCAGGAGCCACCGCUGCCCUGGGUACACAGCCGUGUAUCAAUGCCAACCGAAUAAGUUGGUUUUUCGACUUCAACGGCAACAGCUGCAAUGUGGAUACGGCGUGUUCCAGCAGUUUGGUGUGUCUUGACCUUGGAUGUGCGGGCCUUAUUACCGGUGACGCGAGCAUGAGUAUUGUGGCGGGUUGCAAUCUCGUCUUUUCGCCAGACAUGAUGCACACCCUAUGCAGGAUGAACAUGCUGUCCCCCACCAGCAAGUGCUAUAGCUUCGACCACAGGGGCAACGGCUACUCCCGCGGAGAAGGAUUCGGCGUCCUCGUCCUGAAGCGCCUCACCGACGCCCUGCGCGACGAGGCCCUCAUCCGGGACACGUACGAAAAGGCCGGGCUGAGCAUGGAGCCCACUCGUUUCUUCGAGGCCCACGGUACCGGUACCCAGGCCGGCGACCCCGUCGAGGCUUCGGCGCUCGGUGCCGCGUUUAGGCAGACGCGCACCCCCGAAGACCCCUCAUCGUGGGCGCGGGGCCUGCGUCGCGCGAGCGUCAACUCGUUUGGGUUCGGCGGGACAAAUGCGCACGUCGUGCUGGAUGACGUGUUUCACUUUUUGAAGGAGCACUUCUUGGUGGGAAAUCAUACGACGGUGGAAGACCCGCCCGAUCUAGAUGGCGAUGGAAAUGUUGUAGAGAGCCUCGUCAAUGGCGUGAAUGGCGUGAAUGGUGUAAAUGGUCACUAUUCGGCGGCUGAGAGCAACGGCUAUGAUUACCGUCGAGCAAACGGAGUCGCUGAAACCAACGGGGUUAACGGGACUAAUGGGGUGAACGGCCACCAUGGUGUCAAUGGGUACCACGCCAACGGUGCCAAUGGCGUCAAUGGCGUCAAUGGCGUUAACGGCGACAGCGGCUCCCUCACCAAUGGCUCUCGAGUUAACGGCACCAUCUCCAAUGGCACCCAUGUCAACGGUGUCAAUGGUGUCAACGGCGCCAAUGGCGUAAAUGGUACUAGUGGUACUAACGGAGUCAAUGGAACUAAUGGCGUCAACGGCCAUGGUAUCAACGGCGUCAAUGGCCACGCUAAUCCCGGCAUCAACGGCACUCACACAAAUGGUGCCGCCCUGACUAACGGCCACUCGACCAACGGGCUGGAUCAUGCCAAUGGCGUCAACUCCGAACCAGAGCAGCCACCGCAACUAAGCGGAAUGAAUGGCUUGGUGCUGCCGUCGACCAACGGCCACAAGACCAACGGCCACGGCCCCGUCGUCAACGGAUUCUCCCGCAGACGGCCCGAGGACCCUCGUCUGAUUAUGCUUUCCUCUUUUGACGAAAAGGGUACCGCCCGCCAAGCCGCCAAUUACUCUACGUUUUUCGACAAGAAAUCGUGGCAAGAGGCCGAGGGCAAGACCUACCUCGAGAAUCUGUCUCACACGCUCAACUUCCGUAGGACAUCCCUCCCGUGGAAAUCCUUUGCCGUCGUCAAAACGGCGGAUAACCUCAAGGAUAUGAAAACCCUCGUGGGCCCCGCCCAGAGGUCUUUGGCCGACCCUUCCCUAGCCAUGGUUUUCACCGGCCAGGGCGCACAAUGGGCCGGCAUGGGCCGAGAGCUCAUGGCUUACCCUAUCUUCGCCAAGCGGCUCUUGGAGGCGGAGGUGUAUCUCAAGACUCUUGGCUCGCCCUGGAACCUCCGCGAGGAGCUCUUCGACGACAGCGCCUCCUCGCUCAUCAACCGCCCGGGCCUAAGCCAGCCGCUGUGCACCGCCCUGCAGAUCGCCCUCGUCGAUCUCCUCCUCUCGCUCGGCAUCCGCCCCACCGCCGUGGUCGGCCACUCGUCGGGCGAGAUUGCCGCGGCCUACGCGUCCGGCGCCCUCUCCGCGGAAACCGCGUGGAAGGUGGCCUAUUUCCGGGGCGUCUGCGCCGAGAAGCUCGCCACGCACCCCGUCGGCACUGUAGCCGGGGCCAUGAUGGCGGUGGGCCUUUCCGAGGCCGAUGCUGUGCCGUACCUCGAACGCGUGGCCGCCCACUUUGGCACCGCUGGGCUGACGGUCGCGUGCAUCAACAGCCCCAAGAACGUGACCAUCUCGGGCGACGCGGACCAGGUCGACCAUCUUCGCGGCAUCCUCGAGGGUGAGUCCGUGUUUGCGCGGAAGCUCAAGGUCGACGUGGCGUACCACUCUCCGCACAUGGCGCAGGUCGCUGGCGAGUACCGUGAGCUUCUCGGGGAUGUGGAGUUGUGCGCGGAUCCGGGCGUCAUGAAAGCCGUCAUGAUUUCGUCCGUCACGGCCGGCAGGGCGACGCGUGCCGAGCUCGCCAGCGCCGAGUACUGGGUCGCCAACAUGGUGUCGCCCGUCAGAUUUGUCGAUGCCGUCAGCCAUCUGUUUAGCAACUCGACCAAGAAGAUCCGUAAGAAGUUGGACCUUAGCCACAAGGCGCACUUCCACAUCAACAACCUCCUUGAGGUGGGCCCCCACGCGGCCCUGCAGGGACCUAUUCGGGAUAUCCUUGCUCAACUUCCCAACGCCAAGAACAUCACCUACGCGUCCACAAUGGUGCGCAAGGUGUCUGGGAGGCAGGCUCUGCUCGAGUCCAUGGGACAGCUCCGGUCUCUCGGAUACCCCGUGGACCUCGUCCGAGCAAACUACCCGGCUGGCAAAGCGCCAUCCAACCCCGUUAUUUUGGUUGAUCUACCGGGCUAUUCGUUUGAUCAUUCGAGGUCGUACUGGCACGAAUCGCGUGUUGUCAAGUCGUACAGGACGCACCCCCAGAACAAAUGGGAUCUUUUGGGCAAGCCUGUUCCCGACUGGAAUCCUCUUGAGGCUAGGUGGCGUCAUGUCAUUCGUGUCUCGGAGAUGCCUUGGGUCGAAGACCACGUGAUCAACAAGAGCUUGGUAUACCCGGGCGCCGGGCUUCGAGCUAAAGAACUUCACCUUCAAAAGGCCCUCGACAUCCCCCAGAACUCGGAUGGUGUCGAAGUCCAGUUCACGCUACGUGCCCCUCAAACCGCCAGCGACCCGUGGUCCGCCGGUCGCCUGUGCGUCUUCGAAAACGAGGAGUGGCACGAGUGCUGCAGCGGUUACAUCCGCGUAGACUACGCGUCUACCGACAAGAACGAGAUCGACAGCGGCCGAUCGGACCGCGACGGCCUGGGCGCCGCGCAAGCCUUGCAAAAGGAGACGGAGCAAGUUUGCACAUCCUCCUUUGACCCCGCGGUGCUGUACCAGGGCCUCCACGAGAACGGGUUCGAAUUCGGCCCCUCGUUCCGCACGGUUCUGGGUGGUUUCACCGGUCCCGGGGCCUCCCACGUCAUCCACCCGACGUCCCUGGACGGCCUCAUUCACUUUUCCAUCGCGGGCGCCUCCGAGGGCGGGACCAAGGCGGUCCCCACCAUGAUCCCGACCGCCCUGCGGAAGCUCUGGGUGAGCGCCGACGGCCUGUCCGCGCCGUCCAACUCGAGCGUGAAGGCGUGCGGUUGGAUGACGGGCCAAGACAGCCGAGGGCGUGUGUACGACUGCUCCGUGUUGUCGCCUGGCCAAGACAAGGUUUUGGCGACGUACGAGGGCUUGCGGAUGACCAUCAUCUCGGAUAAUACCGACCAGGCGACUAGCAACGGUCCUAUCCGCCAAAUCUGCUACAACUUGGAACAAAUGGCAGAUCCAACCUUUGGGCCGCUUCCGCCUUUGGCUACGCCGUUGAAGGGUGGCGAUCCCUUUGCCGAUUUUAUCCGCUACAUUGACGCGAUUGGUCACAAGCGACCAGACUUAUCCAUCCUAGAGAUGGACCGCAUGACAGAGCCGUCGCAAGGCUUAGGUCUACGCAUCCUCAACGCGCUCUCGACGUCCGGAGGGACGGACACGCGAGUGCCCACGAAGCCGCGCUACGGACAAUUCACGUACAUGACCACUUCCCACUUUGCGCUGGAUGUCGCGCACAGCGUGUUCAAGGGCUUCAAAAACGUCGCGUACCACGCCAUCGAGGGCACAUAUGUCCUCCCCGACCUAGGGUUCGAGGAGGCGUCCCUUGACCUCAUCAUCACGAGCACAGACGAGCUCAUCCCCGCCGAGCUGGACGUCGUGCGUCGAUUCCUCAAGCCGUCUGGGUGGCUGGCGGUUCAGGAAGACAUCCAGAUCGGAUCCGCUGGGAUCGGACAAAUGUCCACGGCCCUCCUCGGCAUGGUGGAGGCGGGUGCCAUGAAGUCCCUGAUCGACUUCGAUACCGACACCCAGGCGGAGGGCUACGCCAAGAAGAGGAUCAUGCUCGCGCAGAACAACGUGCCUACCACGGCUAGACGAGGAAUCACGCACGUCGCACUCGUUUUGGACGUGGCCAGCGAGAGCCAGCAGGCCCUCGCCGACAGGCUCCAGUCACGCUUGGCGGAGGCCACCAAGGGCGAGGGUCUGCAAUUUACGCGCCUCUCCGUGGAAGAAGCCGCCUCGUACACGGCAGUCGAGUCCACCGUCUUCGUCGUCCUCGUCGAGCUUUCCUCGGCCUACCUAUUCGACCUGUCCGAGGCGCAGUACCCUGCUUUCCAGAAAUUCAUGGUGAACGCCAAGGAGCUCUUGUGGGUGAACCGCGGCGGCGGCGCGGAGCCCUGCCUGCCCGAGUUCGAGAUCGUCAAGGGUAUCACGAGGGUGGUGCGCAACGAGUACGACGACCACCGCAUCACGACGCUGCAGCUCGAGGCUCAGGAUGACGCGCUUUCAGACGGACAGCUGUCGAGGAUUAGCCAAGUCGUCUGCAAGAAUUAUAUUCUCGACGAAGCCAUGUUCGAGCCCGAGUUUGUCGAGAUUGGCGAGACUCUUACCGUUGGCCGCGUCAUUGAGAAUACAGAAAUCAGCAACGAGGUUCACGCCCGCUCGGUAGGCAAGAGGGCUACCCAGCUCGCCAUCAAGGACGCCCCUCCGCUCGCCCUGUCUGCCGGCACCCUGGAGAAGGCCGAGCUGCCUCGCUUCGUCGAGGACACGCGAGCCUCUGAGCCCUUGGCGGCGGGCGAGGUGGAGAUCCGCACGUGCGCCGUCGGGAUCAACCCCAGCGGCGACCUCGGCCACCUAGACGCUUCGUCUCUCAUCCUGGGCGAGUGCUCCGGCUACGUGGUGCGUUCAGGAGAGGGCAGUGGCCUGCAGGAGGGUGAUAGAGUUAUGGCGAUUGCUCCCAUCGCCACGUACACGCGGUGCCAGUCGUCGACGGUGUGCAGGAUCCCCGACACCCUGUCAUUUGAAGAAGCCGCACAGAUCCAGGAGAGCUUUGGUGCGGCGUGGCAGGUGGUGUGCGAGCUGGCGCGCUUGCGUCGGGGUGACAGCAUCUUGGUGCACGCGGCCGCCAGCGAGAUAGGCCAGGCCAUUGUGCAGGUCGCCAAGCAUCUCGAGGCCACCAUCUUCGUGACGGCGACGUCGGCGCAGCACAAGAGCCUCCUCGUGGAAGAAUAUGCCAUCCCGGAAGAUCACGUCCUCUACGGCGGAGACUCGGGCUACGUGACGAGCAUUAAGCGCAUCACCAACGGACGGGGCGUCGACGUGGUCGUCAACUCCCUCGCCGGAGAGGCCCUCGCCGCGUCCUGGGAGUGCGUGGCCCGCUACGGCCGUCUCAUCCAUCUUCGGCACGAGGAUGGCCCCGCUCACUCCGAGACCCCCAUGCUCCCCGUUCGCAACAACGCUUUCUUCGUCGGGUUCGACGUCCCGGCGUGGUACAAGGAGAGGCCCGACGAGCUUCGGCAGUCGCUGGAGCAGGUCGUGCCGCUCUUUGCGGACAAGACGUUGCGCGCGCCCCGUUUGAUGCAGACGUACGAUAUUUCCCGCGUGGAGGAUGCUUUCCGCCUUAGGCAGGACGGUAAGGCCGUCGGAAAGAUUGUCAUGUCGGUGACUCCCGAGUCCAAGGUCCCCGUCACGUUGGACAUGAAGACGACGUUUGACUUUGACCCCGAGGCUUCGUACGUGAUUGCUGGCGGGUUGGGUGGGCUGGGAAGGAGCACGGCCCGCUGGAUGAUUGGCCGAGGUGCCAAGAACCUGGUCUUGCUGUCGCGGUCGGGACCUCGCAACGAGGCAGCGCACGAGUUUGUCGCUGAGCUCACAGGGCAGGGUGUUCGUGUGGAGACGCCGGCCUGCGACGUCACGGACCUCGAGGCGUUGAGAAAGGUCUUUUACGAAGACCUCGCCAGCUUGCCGCCUGUCAAGGGCUGUAUUCAAGCCUCCACCGUGAUCAGGGAUGACCUACUUAGCAAUAUGCCCUUUGAAGGGUACAAGACCGGAACAGAGUGCAAGACUACCGGCUCCUGGAAUUUGCACCAGAUCUUCCCUGACCUCGAUUUCUUCAUCCUCUUCUCGUCUGGUUCGGGUCUUGUCGGUCUCCGUGGACAGACCAACUACAACGCCGGCAACGCGUAUCAAGAUGCCCUAGCACGGUAUCGCGUCUCACGCGGCGGUAAAGCUACUUGCAUCGACCUCGGCGCCAUGGUCGAAGACGGCGUGCUUGCUGAGAACCCCGAACUCCUCAAGCGACUUCUCGGCUACGGUACCCUCGAUCCCGUCACCAGGAAACAGUUCCUGGCCAUGCUGGACUACUUCUGCGACCCGGCGCGCGCGCUCGCAACGCCGCCGGAGAGCCAGGUCAUCAUUGGUCUCGCCACUCGGCGCGCCCACGGCCUUGAGGCGGCCGACCUCUCCCACCCCAUGUUCCUGCAAAUGCUGGACCAGGAGACGGGGCCGGAAGAAGAAGAGAGCGAAGACGACAAGACCAACUACAUUGAAAGGUUGGCCCUUUCGGCAUCCCUGGUAGAUGCCGGUAACAUCAUCGCGGAGGCCAUGGUCAAGAUGUUGUCCAAGUCCGUUUCGGCCAUGGACGGCAUCGAGGUAGACCUACAUAAGCCUCUGCACACGUACGGAGUGGACUCCAUCCUGGGCAUGGAGAUUCAGAAGUGGAUCACGAAGCAGUUCAAGGCGGAGGUGGGCGUGUUUGAGAUUCUUGGAGGCUCGACCAUCUUGGCGGUGGCCACGCUCAUCGCGGGUAGGAGCGGAAUUGCCCACCCCGCGUGGCAUUUGUAA